Messenger RNA from Xylaria bambusicola, 3286 nucleotides. Its product is annotated as pyridoxal-dependent decarboxylase domain-containing protein. The transcript has 16 exons. Gene Ontology annotation, biological process: carboxylic acid metabolic process. The record is from RefSeq and is a predicted model, not a curated record. Bases 5 to 3286 code for a protein of 1093 amino acids. NCBI's taxonomy places the organism in Eukaryota, Fungi, Ascomycota, Sordariomycetes, Xylariales, Xylariaceae. Gene Ontology annotation, molecular function: carbon-carbon lyase activity; pyridoxal phosphate binding.
CAACAUGGCGCGAAACGCAGCAAAGAACGCUGUCUACAACUCGGCUACUACUUAUAAAGACAUAUCACAUCAAGUAAUUUCAUCGUACUUCAUUGGACCACAAGCCGAAAACCUUCCCUACUUCAAGGAGAAUAUCCAUAUCAUUCUCGAAGAGCUAGAAAAGGCUAGAAAAAGCUACUUCCCUGAAGAUGGCACAUUUAUCGAUGAACAAAUACAGAAUACUCCUGCAUUUCUAGCCUCGAUGGACAAGAUGACGAGAACUGUCCGCAAAGCAGCGAACAUUCUAGGUCGGAGCAGCAUACCUUUCUGGUCACCACGUUACGAAGCACAUAUGUGUACUGAUAUGAGUAUGGCCUCAUUGUUAGGAUAUUUCAUGACCAUGCUAUACAAUCCAAACAAUGUCGCCAUCGAAGCUAGCCCUCUAACUACGGUGGCGGAGAUUGAAGUCGGCGAGCAACUAUGCGAGCUGUUUGGCUACAAUAUCGACCCAAAUAACACUGAAGCGCCUACAGCAUGGGGUCACGUAACCUGUGGCGGGCUGGUAUGUCCCCGAGUCUCGAAACAUUCUCUAGGAGAAGGCUUGGCUUACCAGUAUGAAGCUCGAAACUUGAAGUUUUAUCCACUAUCGCUGCGUCAAGCCUUCGAGAGGGGGCAAGCCUUUGACUUCCUAUCAGAUAGCUUUCACGUCGAGAACUGCCAAGGUACCCGUAAACUUUUCACAGAGCUUUCGACUUGGGAGCUUCUCAACCUCAAACCAUCUGACAUCCUCGAACUCCCUGAUCGGCUAUAUCAAGAACAUGGGAUAUCAAACGCAUUUACAUCUGAGAUCUUGACAAAGUUCACAAUCCAAUCUACAGGGAAAGACGUACUAGAACGAACCUACCAAGUCAAGCCGUGCCAAUACAUGCUGGCGAACACUAGGCACUACUCAUGGCCCAAAGGAGCCGCAAUUGCCGGGCUCGGUUCUGAUAGUGUCAUUGGGAUUCCUGUUGACCUGGGGGCUCGUGUUGAUAUGAGAGAACUCGAGAAGGCGCUUAGGAAAAGCCUUGAAGAGGAGCAACCUGUUCUCGCCGUGGUGGCAAUUAUAGGUUCGACGGAAGAGGGAGCGGUUGAUCCGCUGAGCGAAAUUCUCGCAUUGAGAAAACAACUGCAAGCUGAAGGAUUGUCUUUUUUGGUUCACGCUGAUGCUGCGUGGGGUGGCUAUUUUUGCUCCAUGCUACCCAGAGAAUAUCGCCCUGGCGAUGUUACCAAUAUUUCUACCGAUAUGGGCGACGGUGACGGAUUUGUUCCGGAUGCAAGUUUGAGAACUAAAACACAGGAGGAUCUAUACGCUAUGCGCUACGUCGACUCCAUUACUGUCGAUCCCCAUAAGUCCGGUUAUAUCCCCUAUCCAGCGGGUGGCCUUUGUUAUCGCGAUGGACGGAUGCGUUUCUUGUUAACUUGGACAGCGCCUGUGCUGUCACGUGGCUCUGUGACAAGCAUUGGGAUAUAUGGUGUUGAGGGCAGCAAGCCGGGCGCUGCGGCAAUGUCGAUUUGGCUAGCCAACAAGAUGAUCGGUCUAAAUCCAGAAGGGUAUGGGUCGCUUCUAGGAGAGGUGACUUGGACAUGUACACGACUCUCUGCGGAAUGGGCAGCUUUGACUGAUUCGAGCAGCCCCUUUAUCUGUGUCCCGUUCAACAUGCUGCCAUCUGAGCUCGGGUCAAAUCCGACAGAGGAGAAGAUCGAGGCAGAGAAACAACGCAUUCGUCGGGACAUCGUUAACAAGACGAAUGCCGAAAUCGCCAACGAGGAUCGGACGCGGCCAGAUGAAGUCAAAGCCAUGAAGCUGAUGAGAGAGUUAGGGUCGGAUCUGAACAUCAAUGCCUUCGCGCUAAAUUUUCGGUACGAAGAUGGGCGGCUCAAUGAUGAUAUUGAAGAAGCCAAUUAUCUCAUGCAACGCGUAGUGGAAACACUCUCGGUUGAUAGCCCGACAGAUGAUCCUACUAAGAUCCCUUUAUAUCUUACUUCGACGGAAUUCUCAGAUGAGCUUUACGGGAAGUGUAAAAUGCACUUCAUGAAAAGACUUGGCAUAGAGCAGAGCACACAAAACUUGAUGGUGCUGCGAAACGUCGUCAUGUCGCCGUUCCCCACGGAUGGAAAUUUCACAAACGACAUAGCUCAAAAAUUCUUUGAUAUCGUCGCAGCAGAGGCUGAGGUUGUUCGCAAAAGGAAUACACUUGCACCAGACUUCCAUAACUUUCUUAUUCAGGGAACAGAAGUCAUAUAUCUCAUUCACCUGCCGAUGUUCCAUGUCGCCAACCAUCGACAGCAGCUGAUCGUCUCUGCCAAGUUUGACAAGGCAUCAAAGCAAAAAUAUGUUGCUAUGAAGCGUUCGUACCCAGCUGAGCCAAUGAUCCUCGUGACGCAGAACAAGACAUUUCUGAAAGACGUGGUCGACAAUUGCGGCAGGUUCAAAGCACAGGUCAUGACUAAAGAAUCUGGUAUCAUUCUCCGAAACGUUGACGUAGUUGUUCAAAAGACGAUCGUGUCUCGUCCUUUGAACUCCAAAUACCGCCUGAAAGAUUACCCGCUAACCUUCAUGCCAUUCUAUCUCUACGGAAAUGAAAAUGAAGCCUAUAUCGAUCAUGUCAUCACCCGUGCGCCGAACACCCAGCUAUCGGCAGGGAGGUGCAAACUUGAAUGGUAUAAAGAGCAAAGCCUCGAUAUUUGGGAAAGACCUCUGGUUUUGUUACUAGAGAAUGUUCGCGAAGCACCCAUGCAGCCUCUUCCGCCCAACGGGGAGAUUGGCUGCAAGUACGGCGCAGUUGUCGCGCACAGUGUUUCCCAUCGAGUGGACACUCUUGUGAAACUACCAUCGAGAAGCAACGGCCAUGUCAAAACAUUACUCGGACACAAUCAGAAUGGGACAGGGGGACUCGCCAGCCUAGUCGACAACUUUGUCGACGAGGUCAUUAGGGUACAUAGGGAAGAUGAGUCAGCUAGCCCACACAAAGCCGCCAAGCUAGUGAACAGCGAGACACGCAGUGGCACCAUAAAGGGGGCUAAUUUCUUCUUCCGUCCCGGCGCGACAUUCAAAGUCGGGGUUUGGGAAGAUGGAGAUCGAUCCAAUGAGAGCUCCCGAUAUGCCAGCUUCGAGCUGGGCAAGUUCAUCGGGCGCGGCACGUUGACUCUCGGGGAUAGUGUGUAUGUCGAUAGCGAGGCUAUGAAUUUCGAUCCCUUCAAGAAGGUCGAGAAGGUAAGCGAAUGGAGAUACGAGUUCAAUCAGAUUGGAAAAGAGCUAGAUUAG